Culex pipiens pallens (northern house mosquito) is the source of this 4093-nucleotide messenger RNA. RefSeq names its product sister chromatid cohesion protein PDS5 homolog B-B (gene pds5). The transcript is spliced from 8 exons. The coding region runs from base 326 to 3907 and encodes 1193 amino acids. Gene Ontology annotation, biological process: mitotic sister chromatid cohesion; DNA repair. Gene Ontology annotation, cellular component: chromatin; nucleus. Lineage: Eukaryota; Metazoa; Arthropoda; Insecta; Diptera; Culicidae. The record is from RefSeq and is a predicted model, not a curated record.
AACCCAAAAGAGAGAGCGCGCGAGCAAGAGAGUAGCAAAGCCACCAUAUCCAUCCAUCCCUGCUUGCUGUGUUUUGUGUGUUUUCCCGAAAAGUUUUAGAAAAUUCCCUCGGAAAAAAGGCUGCGGAAAAGGCCAGCUCGAGUGUUGGAAAGAACGCGGAUUAGCGAAUGCACCAGUCGGCAGUGACCAUCGGCGUCCGGAACGAACUGCAGGAUUUGCGAGGGUGGAGGCUAGGCAUCGAGGGCGGGAGUCAGCGGAACCGGUGAAUCGGCAUAAAACACACACACACACACGUACACACUUGUAGAAAGUGCCGGAAGGGGCGAUGGCAGAUAUCAUCUAUCCGCCGGGAUGUCGGCCAAUAAACGAGGACAUGGGUCCGGACGAGUUGAUUCGGCGGCUGAAAACGCUGACACACACACUGCAGGCGAUGGGUCAGGACGAGGGAAUGUACACGCAGUAUAUUCCGCUUGCCGUGCACCUGGCGGACGAAUACUUUCUUCAGCAUGCUUCCAAGGACGUCCAGCUGUUGAUUGCGUGCUGUAUAGCGGACGUGCUGCGGGUUUAUGCGCCGGAAGCGCCGUACAAGGACCAGGACCAGAUUAAGGGCAUCUUUCUGUUUCUGAUCAAGCAGCUGAACGGGCUGAAGGACCCGAAGGAUCCGGCUUUUAAGCGGUACUUUUAUCUGCUGGAGAAUCUGGCCUACGUAAAGUCCUUCAAUAUGUGCUUCGAGCUGGAGGAUUGCCAGGAGAUAUUCUGUACGCUGUUCAGUUUGAUGUUCAAGAUUGUCAACGACGAGCACAGCUGCAAGGUGAAGUCGUUUAUGCUGGAUGUGCUGUGCCCGUUGAUCACCGAGUCGGAUUCCGUUUCGAACGAUCUGCUGGAUUUGAUAUUCAUCAACAUUGUGGAACCGCUGAGGACACAGAAGAAGAACGCGUACCAGCUGGCCAAGGAUCUGAUCGUGAAGACGAGCGACACGCUUGAGUCGUACACGCAGGCCUUCUUCAACCAAAUUCUCAUACUGGACAAGUAUGAAAAGCAGUACCAGAUAAUGCCCAAGAUCUACGACGUCAUCUACGAGUUGAACGUAAUUAGUCCGUCGAUUUUGCUGUCGGUGCUUCCUCAGCUGGAGUGUAAGCUAAAGUCUGCCCAGGAGAACGAACGACUGAAGGCGGUUUCGCUGCUGGCCCGGAUGUUCUCCGAGAAGGAUUCAACGCUGGCCAAGCAGUACGGCCCGCUGUGGCGACAGUUCCUAGGUAGAUUCUACGACAUUGCCGUUCCUAUCCGCAUCAAGUGUGUUCAGAGCACGAUGCACUUUCUGCUCAAUCAUCCAAACCUGAGGAAAGACAUCAUCGACAUUCUGAAGGUCCGCCAGCACGACUCGGACGAAACGGUCCGUUACGAGGUGGUGAUGGCCAUCGUGGAGACUGCAAAGCGAGACUUUCAGAUCGUGUCCGAGUCGGAGGAUUUGCUCGAGUUCGUGAAGGAACGUACGCUGGAUAAAAAGUACAAAAUUCGCAAGGAAGCGAUGAACGGACUGGCGAUGAUCUACAAAAAGUAUCUCAGCGAUAGCAACGUGCCCGAGGCGACGAAAAAAGCCAUCAACUGGAUAAAGGAUAAAAUAUUGCAUGGAUAUUACAUGACCGGGAUCGAGGAUCGACUGCUGGUCGAGCGGCUUCUCAUCACCUGCCUAGUUCCGUAUCAACUGCCGGCCGAAGAUCGUAUGAAGAAGCUGUACCAGUUGCUUGGCACGAUUGACGAAAAUGCCACGAAGGCGUUUAUCGAGCUGCAGAAGAACCAACUCAAGGUGCGACGAAGCGUGGCGGAAUGGAUCAAACUGCACAGGAUCAAGGAGAUCAAUCCGACCAUCCAGAAGGACAUGAACGCCAAGUGCACCAACAUUGCAAAACAACUGCCAGAGCCGGUGAAAGCGCAAGAAUUUCUGCUCAAGUUUAGCGCGCAGAUGCGCAAAGAUCCGAAGCUCAUAUCCGAGAUGGAGACUAUUCUGAAGCGGGACGUGUCCUGCAAAGAGUGCGCUGAUACCAUGGCGAUCGUACUGAAAAAGCUCGGCCAACCGAUCAUGACCAAUACGUACUACAACACGGUCAAGAUGUUGCUCGAGCGUAUCGCCUCCGUCAUGGUCGACAAACAAUCAAUCGGAAUCCUGAUCGAGCUCAUACAGGAAUGCAUGAACGGAUCGGAAGUGAUUGACGAAGUCAGUCUACCCUCGGAAUCGGCGGGCGAGCGUGGCCUCAAGCUGUUGACCGUCCUGGCGUACGUAUUUUCCGCGCACUUCCAACACGAAGAGAUUCUGCGCCACAUGAUCGGCUUGCUCAACUUUGACGAGGAAUACGUCGCGCCGUACGUGCUGAAGGCCUUCACGUACCUGGGCCGCUACAAGCCGCUGAUUGAGUCGCACCUCGAAAUCAUUAAAGAACUGGCCCCGAUCUGCAAGGAGUUUGCCGUGGCCGGGUCGCCGAAGCAGGCCAAACACGCAAUUCGCUGCAUGUUCGUCAACACUCAGUCCGGCGAUCCGAGCGUCGAUCCCAGCAUAGACAUCUUCCCGGACAUUGUGGAGUCGUUCAAGGGUACGCUCAACCCAGACAACGAACACUACCGGACGGCGAUCGUCAGCCUCGGUCACAUUGCGUACAACCUGCCGGAAAAGUUCCACGUACAAAUCAAGAACAUAAUCUCGCGUAAAAUCGUCAAAGAACUGCUCGUGAAGGAAGCGUCCGAAGGUCGACCCGAGGGCCUCAGCUCGGACUGGUGCGACGAAGAAGAUCUCCCCGAGGAAACCCGCUGCAAGGUGGAGGGACUCAAAACGAUGGCACGUUGGCUGCUGGGCCUCAAAAAGGACGUCCUUUCGGCCCAAAAGACGUUCCGGAUGCUGAACGCCUUCAUCAGCAAAAAGGGCGACCUGCUCGAGCAGGGGACGCUCUCGUCGGCGGAGAAAUCCUGGCUGCGGCUCAGCGCCGGCAAAGCGAUGCUCAAGAUCUGCGAGCAAAAGGGCGUCGGUGAUCAGUUCAUCGCGGAGCAGUUCUACAACCUGUCCCAGCUGAUGUCCGAUCCGGUGCUGGAAGUUCGGGACAUCUUCGUCAAGAAGCUGCACAAGGGCCUCAACAAGGGCAUCCCCCACAAAUGUCUUCCGCUGGACUUUAUGGGCUUUUACGUGCUGGGCGGACGGGAACCGGACAGAAAACUACAGCAGCAGAUCAAGUCGAACAUCGAAACGGACGUCAACCGAAGAAGGGAAUACGUCAAGACCUUUGCCACCGUGGAACGCGCCAUGUGCCAGCUGCCGCACAUCCUGCCCGACUACAUGCUGGUGUUUGCCGUCCCAGUAUUGACGCACGAUCCGCGCUUCACGCGGCACACCGACCCGGUCCAGCUGCGCCAGAUCGAGCGCUGCCUGUGGAUGAUCCUCGAGCCGCUCGUCAACAACAAGGAGUUCUUCUGCUUUGGCUUCUACAAGAACCUGAUCGAGCGGAUGAAGAACCACAAGGAUUCGCUCAAACCGGACGACGAGGACACCAACAAUAAACUGUGGGCCAUCUGCGACAUUGCCCUGGGGCUGAUUCUGACCAAAGUAAACACGUUCGACGCGCGCGAGUUUCCCGUGGACGCGCGCAUCCCCUCGAUGUACUUCCAAGCGCAGCCCGAAAGUUUCCACAACGACCGGCUGUACAUCCCCGAGGACAUGUACCACCUGACGGGGUCGUCCUCGUCGGCGCCCGCGAAAAAGACGCUCGCUGGGGACCGCAAAAAGCCGACCACUUCGAAGAAUGCGCUGAACCACGAAGGCAACGGCGGAACCAGCGAGGACAAUGUCGGCAUCGAUUCCGGCGCGGACGACGACGAACCGCCGACGAAAAAGAUGCACAGCAGUAGCAACGAGGACGACUAACGAGCUCUAGCAAGGUAACUAAAACACACACACAGACACAUUUUUAGAUUUAACCCAAACCUCUAACGUUAAGGCCAGAAAGUUGAUCUUUUUCAAAAAGGUUGAGAUGAUGAAAAUAUAAAAUCUAAAUUUGCCGUGGAGAUACACAUUUUGUGAACGGAGAAAUAUUACAAUUAUGUUUUCUGA